Messenger RNA from Mesorhabditis belari, 867 nucleotides. The record is from the annotation of a GenBank genome assembly. NCBI's taxonomy places the organism in Eukaryota, Metazoa, Nematoda, Chromadorea, Rhabditida, Rhabditidae.
AUGGUCAGAAACUUGAUCGUCUCAGCGGCUUUCCUCGCAAUUGCCGUCUCGCAAUGCCCAAGCGACUUCACUCAGUUCAACAACAAGUGUUACAAGGUAUUCAAUUACAACAGUUUGACAUGGGCACAAGCCGAUGGAUCAUGCCAAGAUUACGGUGGACAUCUCGCAUCGAUUCACGACAAUGCGACUGACAAUUUUUUGAUUGACUAUGCUCGUCAAGUCGGAGUUCGCACGGCCGCGUGGAUUGGAGUGAGAAAUCGAGGAUCGGGGCCGUCAUGGAGUGAUUCCACGGCGCUCGACUUCAAGAAUUUUGCUCCCGCUCAAGAUGAUCCACCAAUUUGCUAUGCUUUCUCGGCUGUUGCCUUUUACUAUCCGGGACAAUGGAUUCCCCAGUCCUGCGAUGCAUUAAUGGCUUACAUCUGUCAAGCGGAUUUCAGUCCAUCCGUGGCUGCCUCCACUGUUAAUCCAUUCACCUGUGGACAACCCAACUAUUAUGGAAAUAAUGGAACGAUCCAAUCACCCGGCUAUCCCCAAGUCUUCCACAAAGUCGAUUGCACAUGGCAAAUCAGCGUCUUCAACAACUAUGCAAACAUCGAAUUCCCUCCAAUCAAAGCAUUGGCCUAUUGGUACCUUGAGAUCUACGCUGGAAACACUCGUGACACUCUUCUUUAUACAACCACCAGCUUCAGUCCAUUCAAUACAACCCUCAAGCUCUCAUCGAAUAAUCCACAAAUGAUGAUCCGAAUCAUGACCGAAGACAAUGAUGAUGUCAAUCCCUUUGAGAUCCAUUACUCGGGAACUGAUUCUCCUCUCUACAUCAACCCGACCCCGCCCUCAAUGAUCAAGUCAAGAGCAAAUCGACUCCAC